CUUCAUCAUCUUUUUUUUUUUUAUCAAUCAUGGAAGUUUUAAAGUCACUUCAAUUUACACCUGAAUCACCUUUUGGUAUUCGUCUUUAUCCUUAUUUCGAACAAGCAUACCAAGCUGUCACUGGUCAAAAGGCUUCUGAUUUCAUUUUUACUCCCGGUAUUACUCCUUUAUCUACUGGCAAUGAAGUAUGGAUGAGUUGUAUCACUUAUUUUAUUGUUAUCUUUGGUGGUCGUUACUUGAUGCAAAACUUUCCUGCUCAACGUCUUCAAUUUUUCUUCCAAAUCCAUAACUUGUUAUUGACUCUUGUUUCUGGUGCUCUCUUGGUAUUGAUGGUGGAAAACAUUUUCCCUAUUUUGUACCACAAAGGUUUACUUCACGCUGUUUGCGCUACUGAUGCUUGGACUCAACCUCUUGAACUCUUGUAUUACCUCAACUAUCUUGUCAAAUACUGGGAAUUGAUUGAUACCGUUUUCCUUGUACUCAAGAAGAAGAAACUUGAAUUCCUCCAUUAUUACCAUCACAGUCUUACUAUGGUUCUCUGUUAUACUCAAUUGGGUGGAAAAACAUCAGUGUCUUGGGUACCUAUUGUUUUGAACUUGACCGUGCACGUUUUGAUGUACUACUACUACUUCCGUACUGCUUCUGGAGCCAAGAUCUGGUGGAAACGUUAUUUGACCACAAUGCAAAUUGUUCAAUUCAUCAUUGAUUUGUUUGCCAUUUACUUCUGUACUUACACUUACUUUGCCUUUACCUACUAUCCUUACUUGCCUAACAUGGGUUCUUGUGCUGGUACUGAAACUUCUGCUAUCUUUGGUUGUGCUUUGUUGAGCUCUUACCUUUUGCUCUUCAUUAACUUUUACCGUAUCACCUACAACAAGAAUAAAUCUCUCAAGAAGAAGGCUGCUACCAAUGGUUUUGCUCAACAACCCAAAUCCAAAAAGAUCUAGAUUAAUUUCCCCCCCCAAUACACACACAUUUCAUAUCAUCAUCCACCCACACUACUUAUUCAUAUACAUUUUGAAAAAAAAAGUUUUUUUUUAUUAUUCUAUAUACAUUUCUUUUGUGUUUACUAUUUUAUUUAAUCUACUAUAUCUAUGAAAAAUAAAUAAAACAAUCAUGUUUUCCAAAAAAAAAAUAUCUAAUGAAACUUUAUUGAUGGAUAUAAAAGAGAAGGGGAUACAAUUUAGAAGAUGUUGUGUCAAAAUCACAUGCUUCGGAGUCCAUACAAAAAAAAAAAAAAAAA
Messenger RNA from Halteromyces radiatus, 1243 nucleotides. Its product is annotated as GNS1/SUR4 family-domain-containing protein. Gene Ontology annotation, molecular function: fatty acid elongase activity. Gene Ontology annotation, biological process: fatty acid elongation, monounsaturated fatty acid; fatty acid elongation, polyunsaturated fatty acid; sphingolipid biosynthetic process. The record is from RefSeq and is a predicted model, not a curated record. Lineage: Eukaryota; Fungi; Mucoromycota; Mucoromycetes; Mucorales; Cunninghamellaceae. Gene Ontology annotation, cellular component: endoplasmic reticulum membrane. The coding region runs from base 30 to 947 and encodes 305 amino acids. The transcript is spliced from 4 exons.